UGCAUCUUUGCAUGCGUGUUUAGUCUGGCCUAAAACUAACCUCGCCACUUGGAUAUAGACACCUACCUACCUGGUAAUUAUAAAGAUAGAUCAACCAAAGACUAGCCACUAUCAAAUUCCUAUCAGCAAGAAACAUGGCUGCCAAAAGUGUCCUGAUCCUCGGAGGAAAUGGCAAGAUCUCGAGGCUCCUGACCCCGAUGUUACUAGGUAAAGGCUGGAAAGUUACCAGCGUCAUCAGAGACCCGGACCAGCAGCAGGCCAUCAGGGCCGACGCCCCCGCCUCGGGCACGCUCGACGUCCUCAUCCGCAGUCUCGAGGCGGUCCGGAGUGAGGCCGAUGCACGCGCCAUCAUCCAGGAGUCGAACCCGGACUACGUCGUCUGGUCCGCUGGAGCCGGCGGCAAGGGCGCCCCGGAGCGCACCUUCGCCAUCGACCGGGACGCCGCCAUCCAUUUCAUCAAGGCCUCCGCCGCGACCCCCUCCGUCAAGCGCUUCGUCAUGGUAUCCCACCUCGGCUCGCGGCGUCGCAAGCCUGCCUGGUGGUCUGACGCCGACUGGGACGCCUGCCGGCACCUGGCCGAGGCCGUCCUGCCGCGCUACUACCAGGCCAAGCUCGCGGCCGACGAGGUACUACACCGCGAGGGCCGCACGGGGCGGCCCGACUUUGUCGCCGUGUGCCUGCGCCCGGGGACCCUGACGGAUGGCCCGGCCGGGCCCGUCGACCUGGGAAGGACGGCGGCGGGGACCGGCAAGGUGAGCCGCGCCAGCGUCGCCGAGGUCGCGGCGGCGCUGCUGGAGCUCGACGACGAGCGGGCCGCCGGGGUGCGGAACAGCUGGCUGGACCUGUUGGACGGGGGCGAGGACGUCCAGGGUGCGGUGGCCCGUGUCGCGAGGGAGCGUGUGGAUGCUGCGCCGGGUGAGCCGGUGUUUGAGGAGGAGUAGCGAGUGGUAUGUAGAGGGGAAGAGUUGUUGCUUUUGGCUACAUGGAUGGUUCGUUACGAUGUACGGUCGAACAAUGAAAAUAUGCUCCUGGCAGAGAGAAGCCCGAAACGCGCAAAAAUGCAUCGACCCGGUGCCCAAACAUGGGAUAAAACAAAAAUAGUUGGGUAUUCGGCUAAUAGUUAUAUGCAGGUAUAGAUACACAUGCUAUGCAAAAAAA
Messenger RNA from Gaeumannomyces tritici R3-111a-1, 1158 nucleotides. RefSeq names its product NAD dependent epimerase/dehydratase. Lineage: Eukaryota; Fungi; Ascomycota; Sordariomycetes; Magnaporthales; Magnaporthaceae. The record is from RefSeq and is a predicted model, not a curated record. Bases 135 to 941 code for a protein of 268 amino acids. The transcript is spliced from 4 exons.